Spodoptera frugiperda (fall armyworm) is the source of this 9985-nucleotide messenger RNA. RefSeq lists its product as uncharacterized. The transcript is spliced from 10 exons. The record is from RefSeq and is a predicted model, not a curated record. Lineage: Eukaryota; Metazoa; Arthropoda; Insecta; Lepidoptera; Noctuidae. The coding region runs from base 285 to 7037 and encodes 2250 amino acids.
AUACGCACUCGCUCAGCUGUAGGUGGCGUUAGGUGUCACCCGCGGCCUCGCCACCAAAACAUCGAGUUUUUCAUGAAUUUUCCGGCGCGAUUUUAUAUGUUAUGAUACAUUUGAAAAGUUAUUUUGAUUCAGAUAUAAGUUGACUAUAGUUUAGUGUUCCCAAAUAAAUAGUAAAUCUGCCAGUAAUCAGUGAAAUAAAUGUGGUAUUAUUGCGCGAACUUGUUGAUUAGCGCGCGUUGGCUUUUGUUUACCACGGUCCAGAUGGCACAGCGUCAAGAUGUAUUAUGGCUCAAAGUCAACCCAACACAAACAUUAAGGAAUCAUUGACAGUGAAAACUAGUUGUAAUUUGAAUAAGGAGGACAGUGGUUGUGAUACUUGCCCUGAGGAGAUCUUAACUGACAGCAAUCUACAAGAUACAGACAGUGAGAGCCAGCAUUCAGAGGCCAGCAAGCAGAAACAGACAGCCAGCAGUCCGGCCACCUUGUCGAUCAAUCUCAGAUCGACUAACAAGAGCAAAGCUGACAGCCAGCUUUUACCUGAUGUCGGAAAAACGGGGACAUCUCCCACCACACAUUCCAACAUGAAAACCAAACAAGCUAAAGAAGAAACUGACAAGAGUAUUGAUGAGGACACCGUUAUAGAACCCAAGACUCGUGCCCGCAAGAAAGCUUCAGAUAUAAAUGAUGAUGACAAGAAAUCCUCUCCUGAGGAGCCUAAGACAUCCAAAGAAACUAAGAAACCCAUAGUCAAACCUAAAGCUGUCGUCAAGAAGAGACCGCUAGGCAUCAGAAAAACUCUAAGAAGCAAAAAAGCUAUAAUUAUCAAGGAAAAAGUAAAAUCUGUUAUAAAGCAAACUGCUAAAAGAGGGAGAAAGGCUGCUAUAAAAAUUAAUCCAGAGGAAACACAAGACAAAGAAACCGUCCCUUUGAUACCUGCCUCUGAAAUCAAGAAGGAGCCGGUUGAAGAUACAACUCCCAACUCAAGGUCCUCGAGCCCCAAGACAGCUGGCAGGAGACAGAGGCUCAGCUCCGACAUGGCCAUGAUGAAGACAAUGCUUAUUGACACUCCAAGUAGCCUGGUGCUGGGGCCACGCACCAGCCCUUACUCUAUGCGCUCUGAAAGAAGCAAUAGUCCACUGUUUGAAGGUAAGAACCUUCGCAGUGGGAAACCAAGGAAAGUCAAGAACAACUUACUGAGUGAAGUUGUUAUCAAGGAACAGAAGAAAAGGCGUAGACUGCAUUCAGACUCUAAGGCUUCAGAUACAGCAGACACUGAGGACUGCAAGAAGUUAAAGAGGGGACGCUCCUGCUCUCGGGAUGGCAGUGAGAUAUCCAAGUGCUCGGACAACACUGAGUCGGACCUGAGCAUGAGUGAGACACUCAAUGACACAGACAGCAAGGAGCUCAACAAAAAACUAGAUAAAUCUAAGACUGACCUAGAUGUAGAUAUUGAAAAUAAUGUACAGAUCUCGACUAUUGAAAAAGUGCCUUCUCUUAUUGUUGACUCUAAAUUAGCUGAAACCAAACAGGACCCCCUGGAGCCUAGCAUAAACGCAAAAGAUAAGAAACUGAGCUUAAACAGAAGUACUUCAUUAGACUCUGACAACAAUAAUAGUAAUAGGAUAAACAUAGAUGAUUUAAAUUCAAAUGAAAUAGAAGAAAAAAUGUUAAUGAAGACUGAUAAUACGCUUUUCGAUGCUCGUAGUAGUAUAUUAACUAGUAUGUCUAAGACAUUCAACUCUAAGGAGAUGGUGAAGAACAUAAGGAAGGCGCGCAGAGGGCGCAAAGUAAUGCAGGCGUCGCGGUCCGCGCCCCCGCCUGCCACGGCCGUCAGCGCUGCCACCGCCGCCACCGCCGUCACCUCCGCAGCCAAGAACUGCAUCCCCAGCACCAUCACCGCCGACCCUGCCGAGGACAAGGUCGAGACCAUUGACACGCUCACCAAGGAGAUCAACGAUCUCAUCAACAACUUAGAUCAAAACAUCGAUGGUGACAUGGAGAUGGUGGCGGACAGCAACGCAACCUCUACUCCUGACCAAUUGCAGACCAAGCCUGCUUCCAAGUUCUAUGGCCUAGCCAAACCCCUGAACAAUGGAGACAAUGUGCCCACCCCUGAGACACCUGUAAAAGACAAAGACAUUAUAUCUCCUAUCAGUAACGAGAACACGCCGUCCAAGAAUGAUGAUGGUGAAAACAUAAGACUACACUAUGAGGAAGAUUCUGUUGAGAAACCUAUAGAUGGCGCCAAACACGAAAUACCUUAUAAGUGUAACACAGUCGCCAGCAUCGACAAGCUCAUGGAUAGACUAAAAGAAUUCGAAGAGUUCGAUAAGAGAAGACAAAUGGAGUCGAAAGCCACUGAUGGUGGUAAACCAAUGAUGGUGACAAAUGAUGUGGUACUUAUACCAAAGUCUGGUGACAUAAAACCACUGAAAGACAUACAAUCUGUUCGCUCUCCUGAAAAACCAAUAGAAAAGGAGAAUGUGUUAAGUUGUUUUGAGAACAACUCUGCUAUUUCAAUAGUCAAGAGAGAUCAAGUAAGAAAGUCCACUGAUGUUGAUUUACCUAACUCAGUCACUCUCAUUAAAAGGAACAGUUUCAGCUCGAGGAAGGAGUCGACAAGUUCUAAUCAUUCACGGGAAGCUGAUGCCAUUAGCAUAUUUGAGAAGUCACUCGGCAAAGAUGUCACGUUAACAGAGAUAAAAAAAUCCGUAGAGAAGUCGGCGCCGCAGACUGGAACUAUGAUAGACCUACAUCAGUUCGCGACGCUACAUCCUAACAACCCGAGCCAGAGCCUGGCGGGCGUCAUGUUAGAUUCCAGCCAGAUAUCUAUAACUCCUCGCAUUUCAGAAUCUAAAAUUAACAAUGACGUUCAAAUUAUUAGCAAGAGGAAAUCGCGGGAGUCGAUGUCGCGUAAAUCAUCAGAAUCUACGGUGGACACGGAAGAGAAGAUGGCGACGAUCGAGAAAAUCAAGUCUCCGUCGCACCACAGCGUGUCGCCCGCCGUGUCCAUCACGCCGGCGCCCGUCGCCAUCAAGUCCCCUGAAGCAGCACCUGUAGAGACUGAAGCAUUGCCCCCACCAAUAGAAACCAUGAAGACUAUUGAGGAUAUUUCUGCAUCAGAGGUACCUAAGGUGGAGGAAGCAACUAUUGUUCCUGAAGCACCCAAGGAAGAGGAACUGAAGGUCGAGACUGCUAUUGUUACUAAGACUGACACUCCGGCAGAGACAGUCCCCACAGUGCCUACUCCGUCUGAACCAGAAGCUAUGGCAGUUGAAGAAACUCCUGCAGAAAAGCCGGUUGAGACUAAAGAGGCACCUGAGGACAAUAAGACUGAGACAGUUACUGAAGCCAAGCCGGUGGAGCAGGAAGUGAAGCCAGCUAAGAGUCCGAAACCGAGUAAAUCAACGCGCAACUCAACUGAGUGCCAACCAGGACCAAGCAAUGCCUUGAAUGAAACACCUGAGAGUCAAAAGCGCAAGGAAAAUGUGCUCAGAACUCUUGGCUUACUUACUCACAAGGCUGCCAAGGAGGCGAAGAUUGAAAAGUUAAGAGAAAAGGAGAGGAUAUAUGGGUCUAACUAUGGUGGAAUGAUGUCUAACAAGAGUAAGGCUGCGAAGGCACAGGGAGACUACACUGGUACUUUGAAAACUGUGAUAAAAUUGAACAGAGGGGCGGGAGACAAGAAGAAGCACAGGAGUUCCCUGAAGAUGACCUUCCAGAAGAGCAAGUACCGGUCCGGGAAGCCGACGCCGGAGGUGGGCGAGGCGGCCGCGGAGGAUGACGCCUACUACACCAUUGAGCGGCGCGAGGGUGCUCCGGGCGCGACCUCUGACGGUGGGCACAGAAAGUCUCAUUACAGUAAUCGUCUUAACAACCAUGACACAGAGGCUGCCCCGGAGCCGGUGGAGCCGAAGGAGACCUUGAACCUGGUGAUCCCGGAGAAGGCGUCCUCGUUCAGCAUCCACCCUGGCCGGCUGUGCAUGGACCAGUGCUUCUACUGCGGCGGCAAGUUCGGCCUCUUCGACACACCCUGCCACAUCGCACAGAUCAAGAGCUCUGAACGACAGAAGAAAGUUUUGGACAACGAGGAGAAGUUGACGAUAGACAGUUGUCUGUGCGACGCGUGCUACCGCCACGUGGACCGGCGCGCCAACUGCCCGUCCUACCGCAAGCGGCCGCUCGGCAAACAGACCAUCGACCCGCCCAUCACAUCGCUGCACAACACCCAAACAGAGAAGCCCCCGAGUCCGCCAGUGGAGGAGGACAGUGAGGAGGAGGGCGGGGCCCCCGUGGUGAACUCGGGCAGAGUCUCCGUCUGUCACACGGAGGGCUGCACCCUGGUCGCCGACCACUCCAUACGACGCAAGUGGCUCAUCAAGAUGAGGAGCAGUGUCAACAAACUGUUGAAGUUGAAGUGCGACUACCCGGGUCUGCACACGAUCCCGCUGUGCGGGGAGCACUACCGCGCGCUGGGCCCGCUCAUGGCCUGCGUGCUGUGUCGCCGCCGGAUCACUAAACACCACAACGUGCACUUCAUACACCAUGGCUACACGGAAUUGAAUCCGUUCCUGAAGGCCGCCAGCGUGCCGGUGGAGUUCAACGAGCGGCCCGUGCUCUGCAAGACGUGCCGCUACUACUGCACCCUGCUGCAGCGCCCCGGACAUAACGACGCGUAUGCGGCUGCCUAUCGACGCAAAUUACUACAAAUCUACAACAUAGAAGUACCACCGACAUCAGAAAACGACACAGAAGAGACACAAGACGACAGCAAACUCAAAAAGAAACCCAGACCCAAGUCCAAACAGAGGAAGUCCACGGAACCUGACAAAGUGGACAGUGAGUCCUCAGAGAGGACUAAUGAGAGUACUCCCGAGAAGGACAAGGUGAAAGAGGACAGCGAUGGCAAGGAACAACCUAUUGAGGAGGACAUAGAGAGCCUGAUCUCCUCAAACAAGAUCCUCGUACCCAACGCCAAGCCCAAUGACCCCAACCAUCAAAGCGAUGGCUCCGAGGCAGACAUGCAAGACAUGGAGGCUCCCAUCCUACCCAUAGACAAACAAACAGAACUACAAUACUUAUUACAAAAACAGAAUAAUCCCGCACAGUUCCUCCCCAAACCAAACCUCACAGGGAAACAGAGGAAUAUUCUGAAAGUACACAACCUGUCCGGUAUCCAGAAACCAGGCAGCCAACAGAGAAUACUAGAGAAGAAUGCCAAGAGGAUACACAAACUGGGACAAGUCCUCACACAGAAGGACAAGGCCAAGAGUGACAAUGAGGAGGAAAGAGUGAAGGAUGGCAUUCCCAUACUCAAGAACAUCUCUUUGAAUGAAGAGUGUACCAUAGAGACUAUCCCUAACAAGAGACCUGCUGACAUAAACACUCUGAAGAACAAGUGGCAGAUGUCAGAGAGCUUCACCCAGGUCAAGAAGAACCUGAGUGAGUUGUCCAAGAACAAAGACCACAAGAAAGGAUCUGAGGUCAGGUACUCCAACCCUGUGAAGAGGCUGGAGACUAACCCGUCGAUAUCGGUCCGUGAACUGUUCCCGGGCGAGGAGGAGAUGAACUUACAGUGUAACAUAGAGUUUAACAACGUGAAGGGAGUGACUCCUGAAGGAUGGGAGAAGUGCAACACUAUGAUCCAGUAUGACGUGGAGACCAAGAAGCUUUGGAAUGAGCUCCAACGGCCGUACGGCAACCAGUCGUCGUUCCUACGUCACCUUAUUCUGUUAGAGAAAUAUUUUAGAAGUGGUGACCUGAUACUAUCGCAUAACGCGUCUCCUCACGCGGCCACGUACAGUGACUCCGUACAGAGCAGACUGCGCGCGUACGACAACGUGGUCACCGACGCUCCCAGGCGCAGUGAGCCCGCGAUAAGCCUGAUAGAGUUUAGGAAGAAGCCAUCACUCAAUGGCAAGAGUUUAUUGAAAACUAGCCAGAGCGAAGGGGAGAAAGAGACCAAUAAGAAGUUUAUGCCGCCUCCCGGGGUGCUGCCCAAGCAGAAAUCGAAGGGAGACAAGUCCAAGUCGAAGCCCCUGCCUCCCGAGCUGAUUGCUAUCAACACCCCGAACGCACAGGGCCGCAAGGCCAUACAGAACGUGCUCCACAACAUACAGCAGCUCGUGAAGGGAGUGUCGGCGUCCGACCCCACCGAGGUGGCGGCGGCCCCGCUGCCCCCGCCGGCCCCGCUGCCGGCCACUGUCACGGCGCUGCCCGCGCCGGCCCUGGGCCCCGCCCCGGCCCCCGCGGUCCCCAAGUACGAGCCGGCCGUCGUCACCCCCGCCAAGGAGAAGAAGGACAGUACUAAAAAAGAAGAAACGCCUAAGAAACCUAAGACUACCAGCAAACCAUGGAGACCUACACUCAUGCCUAUCACGCCGGAGAAUCUGGCGAAGAUAGCUCGCGAGCCGACGCAGGUGGCAGUGGACGGACGCACCCUGCCCAGCCUCGUGCAAGUGAUGUCCUCGGGCAAGCGGUACCACAUCACGCUACAGGACUACAACAAGAUGUGCAUCAUGCGCAGGGAGAAACUGCAGCAGAUACAGGACGGGGAGAAGACCAAGCGACAGUCCACGGAGGAGAACUCCGUCGUCACCGACAUCCAGCCCUCCAACGCACAGUGCGCCAUGCUGGGCAACGGGGGCACCGUCGUGCAGAACGUGGCGCCCGACGACAAGGCGCACGACAAGAAGGACGCCGACAUCGCACAGAUCGGCACCAACGCCGCCACCAUACUCAAGAACGUCGGCCUCAAGAACAUCACCAUCGCGCCCAUCCCGCAGAAGACGGCGACGGUGACGUCUGGCACGGCGGCCCCGGCGGUCGUGUCGUCGGCCUCGCUACUGGUGGGCGCGGGGCUGAAGCUGCCGGCGCUGGGCCCCGCAGUGUCCAUAGUGAGCGAGGCGGGGCCCGCGCUGCCGAAGAUCCCGCGGUCGCUGACGGUGAUCCCGCAGGGCCCGGCGGGGCUGACGGGCCCGGCGGGGCUCGCGGGGCUGGCGGGGCUGGUGCCGGCCACGGAGGCGCCGCGCCCCUAACGUCGGCGCCGCCUGUACGUGCUCGUGUCUCUCGGGCCCGACUGACGCCGCGACCGAACGUUUGCAUUAAGUGAAAGCACCUGAAAAGCCUUAAUAAUUAUACUGUGUAUAUAUUAGUGUAGUGACGGACAUUGUGCUGUGAAAAUGGUGACAAGGAAUGUGUUAAAUAUAUUACUCUGAAGGUUUUUAAUUUUUUCUUUUCAUUUUGUGCAAAUGAUGCGAUGGUUUGUGCUGAUCCUGUAGGUGUCAAGCUGACACAUGUCGUGCAUGCUACCGUGCUCACAGACUCACUUGUGUGAUGUACUUGUAGCUGACACAGAUUAUGGAGUAUAUUCGUUAAGGUAUAAUGGACUGCCUUUUAGACUCAAUACUUGUGUAGCUAUGAUCUAAAGGGAGCAUUACAUGUCCGUCUCAAUGAGAGAGUACUCUAUAUAAGUAAUGACGCCAUGUAGGGACAUAAUAUAAUAUGGUUUUUGACAAAGAAAACAAGAUUAACUUGGUUAAUACUAAUUUAUUAUAAGUUCAAAAGAGGCCUGCUUACAUAUUAGUUACUAUUUAUAAUCAAACCUGACUAUUAUACUAAAACUAUAGUUCCUUGCUGAGAAAUAUUCAAAAUUCUCUAGUCAGGUGAGAAUAUGCAUUUAUAAUUUAUUUAUUUAGCCUUCCAUGCCAUGUUGGAGGACAGGAACUUUACCAUAUUAUUAACAUAAUAAAGAAAACAUGCCUUUGUGUCACACUGUGCUAUUUUAAUCUUCAAAAUGUUAGCAAUAGAGUGUAGUUUACAUUGGAAUGUGCAAGUCCUUGAAAGUAAGGGCUGAUAGAAUCCAAUUUGGUACAGACACAUGUGUAAGUUAUGUGCAAGAUAUAGCACAUUCUCGGUAAGGCGUCAACCGUAUGACGUAGCAAUAAGGGUGGUGUUACAGUGUGCCGAGCCCUCGUCUGUGUCCUAGGCAACUGUAGUCGUGUCCUAGCUCGCUAGCUCGCCACUAGCUCGCCGAUGUAGGCGUAGGAAGGAUGGCGGACGCCGCAUCACCUCGUAUCAUUCGCAUGAACCUAGACAAUUAUGUAAAGUAAUGUAUAGCGUAACUUUGUAAGAAUAUCACUCGGAACAUAUUUUUCCAACUGUUAAUUAUAUAUAAGGAUGCAUUAGGAACUCAUUUAGAGCUAAAUCCAAUUAAGUAGAGAUAAAUAAUUUUGGAAUAAUACACGUUUUACAUGUUGAUUUCGUAUGUUGAUUUAAAUUCGUAACAGUAAUAGAUUCAGAGGGACAUUUAGACUUAGUAUAAAGUACAAUCUGACAUGAUUAUUUAUUUAUUCAUCAAUGAUUUCGCCAAGUUUAUGAUUGAUAUUUCAUCGUCUCCAUUUAGAAUGCACACAAUAUUUUUGUGAAUCCAUUAUACAUACUUAUGAUAUAUAGAAAAUAUUUAAGAAGUUGUUAUAAGCUAAUUAUAAAUGUCCCCAUAUAACAAUAACAUUGUAAAAUUAAUGAACAUUAAAUACAAAGUUGGUGAUUAAAUUUGUGCCUGACAGAUGAAUAUAAAAGAGUAUGUAAUCACAUUGUACAUAGUAUAUCACGGGAGCCAAUAAACGGAAAGUUCUGACGAGUUUUAUAUAUGUAAUAAAUAAACUUAAAGCUCUCGAUGAGUGCCCUGCGUUUGUUGCUGUAGUCUCGAUGUUGUGUAAAAGUAUAUUUUUUUAUCAAAGCUAGGUAACAGAUAAUAUUUUUGAAACAGAUUGAAGGUUUAUGGGACUUCGCAACACAAUCUUAAAGCUAAAAUGUAAAAUAUUGCGAGUUCCCUGCGGCCGUUUAUUUGAAAUGCGAAGCGACAAUCAUCGUCUUACAAAGAUUACAACAGUUCAAGAUACGACCAGUCAAUGUAUUCGUCAAAAUCAUGUAACAUGAAAGACAAUUGUUUUAAUGGUAGGUAGUUAAGCUAGUCUGAAACCGUGGUUGUUUACUUGUUGAUAUGUGAACACAAAGUUUCUAAAGGACCAUGUAACAAGCUGGGUUACAUCGUAAGAUAGUGAGAGUCGAUAGUUAAUUUUCACGUUAAAUUGUAUAGUAAACUACAGAUAGUAUGUAUACGCCAGAGGCACUAAGAACCCCGUACUACUACAUCGGCAAACGCAGGGGCAAUGUUAAAACAUGAUAAUUAUAUAUCUAUAUUGUUGAAAUUUAGCUAUUUUAUUUUUGGUCCAACGAUAUAGCUAGGUCCAAUGUUAAAGGUAGUUUCACGAAAAUUUAACGCGAGUUAAGGCGACGUUCCUAACGAUCCAUGCUCACUAUGAGUUACAUACAGUUUCUGAAGGCACGUGGACUGUGAUUGUAUACGCCUUGCUUCCUAACGUUGCUAAUGAACUAAUUGAAUCUCUUUAUCUUUCUGUAAUAUUAAACCUUCGUAGUCUUCCAGUUAGUCUCGUCCGUCGGCUGUCCUCGUGUCGACUGUUUUAGUUAUUUGACGAUAUCUUUAGGUUAAGGAACUGUAAUUUUCAAUUAUGUAGUUGUAAUGAUUUCAAGUUAUUUGCUAGGUAGAGCUUCAACAUUGCUUGUAUCGAUACUUUGUGAUAUCUUCUACUGGCUGGAUACCUGUCUCUAUGUACUGCCAAAAUGAAUAAAAGACCAAUGAAUGUGUUGGACUCGGGAGCUGUAUGUAACUUGCUUCCAGUGUCGUUGGCGCCGCCCUGACUGCAUCAAUGUUAUAUAAAUACUGCUAGUAUUUUAGUAAUUUGGAAGUUCCCCCCGCUGUUGUUAUCAUUAUAAUUUCGUCGAUCAUUUUCUUUAAGUUUUUGAACAAAUUGUAGCCGCCCAUAGCCCGGAUAUUUUGUUUCUUCCAAAGAUAGUGCGUUAGUUCACAAUAUUAUUAUUAUUUUAGUUAUUAUUUGUUCGGCACGCGCCUCGCAUCGUGCCGGAGGUAUGAAUUGUCUAAUAAACAUAUCUUAUCUCCUGA